AUGGUGGAAGCCGGGAGCGUGACCACGUCCCACCUCAAGGACGGCACGCUCAUCGACGUCCAAGAGAUACCCAGUGGCGCAAGACCGGCGCUGCUGAUUCUGCACAACGACGGCGAGGAGGACAUUGUCGGCAUCUUCGCGGAUGUCCUAGGCCAGAAGUGGGAAUCGACAGCAUCGGUCGAGGAGGCAAAGGCAGGACCUCAGUCUACCAUCUAUGGGUUGAGCAAUGCGCUUGUUGGUGCGCAACUGGACAGCUGGGACCGUUCGAGGCUACUGAUCAACACACACCGGGUGGACGGCGGACACGAAAUGAAUGAGGCCAUCACUGACCGAUGCGACUACGAGUACCUCUACACGCGAGCGCCCUUCUUCCGCCGAGACGUGUCGCGAUUCCUGUCCUUCAUCCUGGGACAAAUCAGCCCUCAUCGCGACCUGACAAAGAAGGCGCGCACCACGCUCAUCUCCACUACCUUCCCCGACGUACAUGCCGCACUCCCAAACCUCGAUAUCCUGUCCGUAGGCGCAGAUGCAAUAGAGAUACGGGUCGAUCUGCUACAAGAACCGCUACCAGACGGGACUGUCAGCAAUACCCCAAGCUUGAAGUAUGUUGGAGAGCAACUCAUGGUUUUGCGCCAGCGCACAGAGCUGCCAAUAAUAUACACGACCAGGUGUACAAAGGAGAAUGGCCGGUUCCCUAUGGAUGACCCGGGUCUUUUCUACAGAUAUCUGGCGCGUGCGAUACAAUGGGGUUGCGAGUACAUUGAUGUGGAACUGUGGCUGCCCGAGGACAUUAGACGGAAAUUGGCCGAGAACAAGGGUUGCAGUAAAAUUAUCUCUGCGUUCCACGACUUCUCAGGGACAUUCAAGUGGACAACGCCUGAAACACAAACGCUCUUCGAACGAGGAGCGGUGUAUGGGGACAUUGUCAAGAUGUAUGCCAUGGUCAACUCGAUGCAAGCCAAUUACGAACUGGAGUACUUCCGGUCGACUAUCCAAGCAAAGUAUCCGCACCCUCCCUUUUCUGGACUGAACAUGGGACCUAUGGGCCAGCUGUCUAGAACCAUGAACAAGAUAUUCACGCCCAUCACACACCCGCUCCUGCCCAUGAUUGCCGCCCCUGGCCAACUUAGUGCAGCCGAGAUCAAUGCAGCGCUACAUACCAUGGGCCAAAUGCCGAAACAAGACAUCUAUGGCAUUGGCAGUUUUCGAUCGACGUCGCAGGCCAUGUUUUUCGAGAAGUGCUUCAAUGAGCUGAGCCUGCCGCAUUCUUUCGGAUUUGCCGAGAGAGCGCCAAAGGCCUCGAUUGAGAACAUACUUCAUCGACCGAACUUUGGCGGAGCGUAUAUCAACCCACCGCUGGCGGCGUCAGCGUCGUACUUGCCUUCGCUGUCCAACGCUGCGCGUGCUAUCGGACAAGUCGACACUGUGCUAGUGCGCGCAGGAACUAGCAACGCAUCUUUCAUCGGGGACAAUGCAAGAUGGAAAGGCAUUCGGGCCACGCUAACGCGCGACUUUGUGCCAUCAGCAUACAGUGGCCAAGCGGCAUUGUUGCUUGCAAGCAACGAGGCGGAUGCAUCGGCUUCCAUCUUCGCGCUGAAGAAUCUAGGGAUUGGACCUAUAUAUACAAUAGGCUUUAGGGCCCAUGGACCGCUGUCGACGGAUGUGUCGCCCGUACGAUCUGUCGAGGACGUUAAGCGACUCGAACAGCCAUUUGUGAUCAUCUCGGCUCUUCCUGCAGAGAAGUCGCUUCUCGUGGUGCCUCUGCUAAAGCACUACAGGGUUGACGGGAGGAAUGGGAACACCAAGGGGCAUGGGGUUGCGGCAGGAAAGCCCGCCGGAAAGGUGUUUGUGGACUUGGCCAGUGGGCCUCGUAAAGUCGACCCACUGACGGUUGCUAUUUCGGCGGGAUGGACUGCAUACGGUAUCGCUGACGUCUCAGCCUGGACCACAGUAGAGACGAUUCGGCAGCUUGUCGGCCAAAACGUGUGCUACGAUUUUGUGCGAUUAGCAUCUGGGCGAGGACUCUUUUAG
Molecule: messenger RNA, 2031 nt
Organism: Cucurbitaria berberidis CBS 394.84
Lineage: Eukaryota; Fungi; Ascomycota; Dothideomycetes; Pleosporales; Cucurbitariaceae
Product: aldolase
Exons: 1
Coding region: 1-2031 (676 amino acids)
Molecular function (GO): 3-dehydroquinate dehydratase activity
Source: RefSeq, a predicted model, not a curated record